Prorocentrum cordatum is the source of this 1417-nucleotide messenger RNA. The record is from the annotation of a GenBank genome assembly. Lineage: Eukaryota; Dinophyceae; Prorocentrales; Prorocentraceae.
GCUCUCGAGCAUGUGCAGGGAGAGCUACGGCAAGCACGAGCGGACGCGGACGCCGCGAGUAGAGCGGCGCAGGAAGCUGCGCAGCGUGCGCAGCAGGUGCUCGGGCAGCAGGGUGCAGCCGCAGCGGCGGCGGCGCAAGCGCCAGACCCUGGACCUGAGAGGUGCGACGAACCCGAACAUGGCGGCGGCGAUGGCCAGGGCGAAGCGAGAGGCAGAGUCGGUGCUGAUGACGAACUUCGAGCCCGGAGACAUGCAGUUGUCCAGGAGGUUGGGGUACUGGCUCAUCCAGACGUGCAGGAGCCAGGCGCUCGACGUAGUGCUGAACGCGGGGAAGCUCGAGGGAUUCGAAGCCUGGCGACAAUUACACCUUCGAUUCGAGCCUCAGGCGGCGAGCAGGUACGCUGGGCAGCUGAUGGCGCUGCUGGUCUGGGAUUUCAGUGGUGAGAUGAUGACACGCCUGGAAGCCUUCGAGAGGGAGAUCAGUCUGUACGAGUCGGCGUCGGAGGAGACCCUCUCGGACGCGAUCAAGGUUGGCAUCGUGCUGAGGCCGUUGCCCGAGUCCCCGCUGAGGCAGCACAAGAUCAUGAAUGCGGAGAGACUCAAGGAGUGGCCCAAGUUCAGGGAGGAGAUCCUGACUGUUCGACGAGCCCAGGCCGCAGCGGCGGCAGCGCAGAACGAAGUGGCCCCGAUGGAUCUCUCAGCGUUCAACUACCAGGGUGGCAUGGGGCGCUGCAGGAUCUGCAACGGCAAGGGCCACGACGAGAGGAACUGCUGGCACCGCAAGGGUGGAGCUGGAGCAGGCAAGGGCAAGUUGGACAGCAAGGGCAAGUCGAGAGGCGACUCCAAGUCGAAGAGUUCCUCGGGGCACGGGCACAUGUCCAAUGACUGCCCGAAGAAGAAGAACAACCUGCACAUGAUGGAGCCGGAACCCGAGAAGGCGCCGCGCGGGCUGUGGCUCGCGCCGUUCACGAUCGACGAGAAGGGCGUGGCGCAGAAGGCCUUCGACCUGCUGAUCGAGGGUGGCCUGGUGGGCGACAAGCUGGUGCACGAGCUGAGCAGGCUCGGUGCAGACGGCGCGGGCAUCCCGCAAGAUGGUGCUCGGUGUCGAUUCGUGUGCAGCUACGACGGUCGUGCCAUCAGAGUGAGAGGCAUCAAGGCUAGGGUCGCGAAGGUCAGCAAGGCACUCGCCUCUGUCUCGGAGAUGGUCGACGCUGGCCACCGGGUCGUCUUUGACGUUGGCGGCAGCUACGCGCAUAACAAGUCGACAGGGGUGAUUGCACCGUUCCAGAGGCGCAACAACGCGUACGAGAUGGAGAUGGAGCUGAUGCCGUACAGCAAGGCGGAGGACGUGAUCGGCCGCGCGGAGGCUUGGUCCAAGCCCAGCGCGAACGGCAAGAAGCAGAAGGAUAUCUGCAUG